Owenia fusiformis is the source of this 2989-nucleotide messenger RNA. Lineage: Eukaryota; Metazoa; Annelida; Polychaeta; Sabellida; Oweniidae. The record is from the annotation of a GenBank genome assembly.
AUGAAUAAAUUCAAGAAAAGAGAGAAGCAGACUAAAAAGUUGAUAAAAGCAGGGGUAUUAGGGACAUUUGCACUAGUGUUUCUCGCGAUUGUGUAUAUUCUAAAGAAAGCACCGUUGCCCAUUGAUGACUAUGAACAAAGUGUUGGCUCCAAAGCUGCUAACCAUGGCUACGGAUACUCAAGGAAUCUUCUCAAUGAAAACGCUGAGUGUCGAGACGUUCAUCAAGUAGAGGAUGUUACUCAGAGGUGUGCAUUCGUCUCUGCCACUGAUAGUUGUAAAGAGGACGACGGUUUCAUCCAGUACGUCGAUGUUGUUUACUGCAAGUUUCCUAGCAACCUGCUUCCGCUAGGUGUCACUGUUCUGUUCGUUUGGUGGCUGUUUAUCUUUAUUGGACUUGCAACAACUGCGGAUGAUUUCUUUUGUCCAGAUUUAGCCGUCAUCUCAGAUACUCUACGCCUUAGUCCCAAUGUGGCUGGGGUGACCUUCCUAGCUUUUGGGAAUGGAGCCCCAGAUAUUUUCUCUGCUAUCGCUGCCUUUUCUAGUUCCUCGGGUGGAGAUGCUGGUCUCGCCAUUGGUGGUCUGUUUGGUGCUGGUGUGUUUGUUACGACGAUAGUAGCGGGAACCAUAGCAAUAAUCUGUCCGUUCGUCGCCAUGCAGCGCCCCCUGUUGAGAGAUUUAAUUUUCUACCUGGCUGCCCUUUUUUGGACGUUUGUGAUAUUUUACAGAGGAAAAAUGUUUUUAUGGGAAGCUAUUGGAUACAUUAUGCUGUACUUCAUAUAUGUAAUUGUUGUGAUCCUUUCCCAGACUACUUUCACGAAGCAGAAGGACAGUAGGAGAAAAUCUAUGAUGUCAACUGUUGAGAUGCGAGGCCAUAGACCAUCUAUACAACUAGAGAAGACAGCGGACGGCACUUCUGUCGUGAGCUUGCCUGACUCUAAUGCUAGUGUUGCCCAUGUAGAAGAUGGAGUAGACACGUAUGGGGUGGGAUCUUUGAGAUUGGUGAUAUCUCCUCUAGAGAUAGACCCAUCUAGUUUAGAUGGUCAGGUAAAUCCCACAAAGAAUACUAUUGCUGUGACAGAGGGAAAUGAUAACCCAGCAUUCAAUAACAAUAAUGAGGACAUCGAAAGCAAAACUAUAGAUGUAAAUGGUAAUAUGAAACAAAGAAGAAGUGGAAGCGUGGAGAAACAGCAAAACGGUAGCAUCAAAACAGCUGAUAAAACAUCAGAAUUAAAUGACCAAGAAACUGUAUUUACCAUCGAGGACAAAGUUGACCCCAUACCACGUGCUAACGACGAAGAUAUUGUACAAGAAGUCCAAAAGGAUCCAAAUGCAGAUCUCAAGAAUAAUGUAUCACUAAACAAACUUCGAAGGCAAUCUAGUCAAGUAUCAUUCAAGAUGAACGGAGAUGAAACAGUAGAUACCCGAAGAUAUAGCCUUGCAAUAGAAUCAUCUGAAAUAGCUGAACUUGAAAAGAUUCGAAAGAGGGCAGAAGAGGAGGGUGAAAAAGUAGAAAAUCCACUGGGAGAAUUUUUAGCAAAAAUUAAUCCUAUAAAUACCGAAGACUGGAGUGAAAUGAAGUGGUAUGCUAAAAUAUACGAAUGCUUCAAGGCACCUAUAAUGUUCCUGCUCAUAAUCUCAGUGCCAGUUGUGAAUUUCGAGGAGGAAAGAAAUAACUGGAACAGACACCUAGUUUGUCUAAACUGUUUUAUAGGACCAACUUGGGCCAUUGUAGGAUUUCAAGUUUAUAGCACAGUCCUUGGUGGUGUUUUUCCGCUGUUUGGAGUGACACUUAUUGUUGGAUUUGCUUUAGCAGCCCUUGUAUAUUUUACCUCAAAGAACGAGCGACCACCAGUAUAUCACAACGCGUUCGGUUUCCUUGGAUUCAUUGUUGCAAUAGUGUGGAUCUACGUCAUGGCCAAUGAGAUCGUGAACCUGCUCAAAAUGUUUGGUGUUGUGUUCAACAUUAGUGAUGCUAUUCUAGGACUAACAUUGCUAGCGUGGGGUAACAGCGUAGGCGAUUUUAUAGCUGAUACUGUAAUGGCAAGAAUAGGUCGACCGAGAACUGGAUUUGCUGCAUGCUUCGGAGGACCAUUGUUUAAUCUUCUAUUGGGAGUUGGGAUUCCAUUUACAAUAAAGAUUGGUGGUAAAGGAUCCGUUCCAUUAGUGUAUUCUUUACAACAAGUGAUAUUAACGGCCGGUCUUGGAGCGAGUCUGGUAUCUUCCUUUGUUAGUAUCCCACUCAUCUUCAAAUUCAAAAUUAACAGAGCGUAUGGACUUUAUUUAGUACUUUUAUAUGUAUCUUUUCUCGUGGUAGCAAUAUUGGCAGAGGUAGGAGUGAUCAAAGGAAAACUGAAAUUUAUUUGAGUUGACAGAGGUGUGUCACUUUAGGUGACUUAUAUUUGUAAACGGAUACGAGUGGUAAAGCUCUAAGGAGGCUUAGUUUGAAAUUGUGAUCAAAACGAGCAUUUGGUCUGUCUUGAUAUGUGGUGUCGAGCUGCACAAGGAGUCGUAGGUACAUUGGGCUAAAAUUGUGAUAGUACAACAGUUCAGAGUAAGAUGAAGCGCAAAAUGUUUCAAUUUUUUCCAGUCUAUAUAUUUUACUUAGAUAUCAAAAGUUUACAUGUCCGAUUUGGGCAUACCUUUCAAAUAUGUAGUCCUGCGAUGUUAGAUUUAUAAAAUCGACGAUCCAUAGAUCCAAAUCGUAUUGUUAUGCUCAAAUCAGAUACAAUCUCGAACACUCUACAUCUACCAUUACAUGAUAGACGCUCUCAUAUUUAGGGUUUAUAUAAUUUCUUAGCCAUCCCCGCCCAAACAUCAUUAAUACGAAAUCAUUUUCAACAGAAAUCAUUUUCAAUCAGAUUGAUGUGAUUUCAUCUGCUUAAUUAAAGUAUUCUCCAACUGCUCAAAAUUACAUUGUACUAAUACAUGCAAUUAUCAAUACUUUUUUAUUUUAAUGAUGUAAAUAGUGUUAUUGACUGCUAUUACAAAG